AUGUCAACGUUGGAACAAUUGGAGUUGGAGGAGUUUGGUUUCCAGUUGAAACCGGCCAUUCAGCUGUUUGAGCCCGAAUCUCCCGACCAAUUGGAUUCGCAUUACUAUAACCUACUCGCGCUUUCGAAUAACCAUGGGUUAUUGUUCGUCUACUUAGGAGGCAAACUUAAGGUUUUAGAUACUCAGGAACUUGACAAAUUGUUGUCUGAUGACCCGCAAUCUGAUACUUAUACGAUCGAAUCUCUUCAGGAGUUGGAAGUUUCCGGUGUUGUUCAAUUAAUCCUUUCAGGUGACGAGUCUUACUUGUUCAUUGUGAAACAGAAAACUAUUCAACAAAUCGCUGUGACUGAUCUGAGACAGGGAAAGCUCAAUGUGCAAGAUCUCACACCAUUGGAUAAAGAUCUAGUCCUUCUUUCUCCGAAUCAGUCUUCCAGCCAGUUUGCAUAUUUGCUUGAGUCUGGAGAAUUGGUGUAUUUCGACGGGUCUAAGAAAAAUGCUCUCAAAGAUCACUGUUCAUGUUUUUGCUGGAUCGACAACAACACUCUCCUGGUUGGCCAAGAAUCGAGUAUUGAAAUAAUCGGAGUCCAGGCGUCUCAACCACAGGCCCAUUUCGCUUUUGACGAUCAAAAAGUGGUUUUCGUCAGUCAACUGGAACCAAACAACUGGCUCGUGGUCCUGGCAGGAGAGACCGACGAGGAUGACACGACCUCUUUUGUCGUCACAAAGAAUGGAGAUUCUUUCGACAAAAAGGAAGCUUACGAUAUUUGCAUGCCAUUUGGUGUUCUCGACAGAAAACUUAGUUACUAUUCCAUUCAUCUACACAAUUGGAGUGAGACGUAUCCUCACUUGACUAUUCUCACAGGCUCCAAAUCAACAGACUUCAACACAUUAACAAGCACGCAGCAGAUUCUCCAGUUGAACGAUUCUGAUAGGGCGCAGAUGCCUCUGGAUCCUGAUUCUGGAGACGACGAUACGCCGCUCGGUUUGGUUGUUGAUCUUACCGGUAAGCUCGACGUUGUUGAGCCAUGCAAGCAGGUCGAGAAGUGUGCAUCCUUGCCUCGUAUGAUCACUCUGACUAACAGAGGACAAUUACUAGUAUGGAACGUUUGGGUCUCAACGGACAUCAAUGCAGGGAAAGUGAGUCUCGAAAAAGCCAGAGAGUCAAUCAAGUUUGAAUCUGAAAAAACGGAUCCUGUUCAGAAAGACGAAUCACCAGCGGCACCUUUGUUCCAGAGCAAAUCGAGUGCAUUCUCGUUGCCCUCCCAAACAGGUUCUGCGCAGGCAUCCAAAAGUGCUAGUCCCUUCGGAGAGUCUUCGAACUCCAAGUCAUCACCUUUCGGACAAUCAGGCUUCAAGUUCGGUCAAACAGCGUUUGGAACACCGUCAUUUGGCCAAUCGAGCGAUUCUUCCAAGUCACAAGUGUCCAAUCCGUUUGGUGGGUCUCAAGCAGCAUUUGGAUCAUCUGGUUUUGGAGCCUUUGCACAAAGUGGUUCUGCUUUUAAGAUUGCGGGAACCGAUAAAGCACAGUCAUCAGGUUUUGGUGCUUUUGCCCAGCAAGGAUCGGCAUUUAAAUCAGCUGGCUCCAACAACAAUGAAAGUACAAAGGGCAUUUUCGGUAACUCCACAGAGCAAAAGAGUAUUUUUGGUCAAUCGGAAAGCAAGAGCAUAUUUGGCCAAAAUGCUGGAAAUAAGAGUGUUUUUGGCCAACCAGCAAAGGAGACGAGUCUUUUCGGAGGAAAUUCUGGUACUGAGUCGCCAUUCGCUAGCAAGGCAUCAUCCAGUUCUCAAGACUCGCCGUUUGGAGGCCAGUUCAAGAGCUCUCUCGGGAUGGAUAGCUUGAAACUCGGCUCCAAACCUGAGACACAGAGCCCUUUUGCAAAUUUGUCCGAUAAGAGCAGUCCUUUUGCAAAUUUGACUAAAAAGUCUGAAAGCCCUGUCCCUAAACAAGAAACCAGCUCUCCAUUUGCAACUCAUCAGCGGUUAACUUCAAGUGAAGGUUCUGAUGCUGGCGAUUCCGAAGAGUCGAUUUCUGAGGAAGAACAGGAAAGUGAUCUUGAGGAUGGGGAGGGAAUCGAUUCCCAACUUGAUGCAGAGCAGGAAAUCAAUCAGUCGACCAGUUCUGAGUUGGGAAAUUCGGAGGAGAGCUUUGAGAAGAUUGAAAAGCCUGGAUCUGAGGAGUCCGAGGUGAAAGGUAGCGAAACAGAACGGUUGAACGAUUUAUUUGGCAGCUCUAAGAUUGAGGACCAGUCAGAGACCAAAGAACUCGAGUCGUCAGUGGCUGCCCCUGAUACAUCGGAAGAGAGCCCAGAGACUGUGCGCGAUACUGUGCAACCUGCCGAGCCUACUAAUACAGUGGAAGAAAACGAUACUGAAGAGCCUGUUGAAGAGGAUGAUGCUGACUUAACUAGCAGUAGCGGUCACACCAUUGAGACUCCUGCACCUAGCAAAAAUGCUACUGAAAAGCCAGCUGAAGAGACCGACCCUACCAAGCAAACUGAGACAAAAUCCGCACCGUUUUCUUUCACCCCACUGUCUCCUAAACCUCCUGUUGAGACCUCGUCGGACAAAGGUGUGGAAUCUUUCACCUCUACUCCAAAACCAGAGCUAACCGUGGAACCGGAGAAGAAGCUUUCUAGCGUUCCGAUGGUUGACAAGGCUGUCACUGUAGAGACCACCAUCAAGGAUGCCAACGUCACAUUUGGCGAGUCGUCCAAUGAAGAAGAAGAACCAGAGCCGCUGAAUGUUCCGCAGCUAAUCUCGCUUGACUCUGUGGUUUAUCCUGAGCUUUCCUCGAACGAGUGUAUGAAAGAGAUGGAAAGAAUAGUCUAUGACACAGAGGCCGAAUUCUCCAUUUUGGAUAUGAAUAUCAAACAACUCGAGGAGUUCCUGGCCGACCACAGCAACGACAAGUACCCGCAUGAGUUUUCUGAGUCGAGCAUGUUCCCUGAGUCGUGGAGACUUGGCGAGGUUGGAAGUCUAGAAGGUGUGCUGUCGCCAAUCGAAGAAGAGUAUAAAUUGCUCAAGAACGAACUGGGAGCCGUUCAAAAUGACACAAUUUCGCUUCUUCAAACUGUCAACAAGGUCACUAAGCAGGCAGAUGAAGUUCACAGCAUGUUGAGGGACACAGAGAAGAGCCGUACCAAUGUGUCUUUCGAAAGACAGGCCACGCAUCCUUCUAUGCAGAAACUGGCCAAGCUACGCAAAGAAUACGAGAAAGUGCGCGAUUUGGAAAGCGAUUUGCAUUCCAAGCUGUUUGUUUUGAACGGCAAGAUCUAUCCAGAAGAAGUUUUGACGAACCCAUCUGCGUUUGAGGUUGUUGUUUCGGGAAUCGACUCGAAACUGCGGGCAUACUAUGACGGGUCGAAGCAGCUACGCAAACAGCUGGACGAGCUACAUGACAAGACGCGAGCCACGUCAGCUUUGGAAAAGGACUUCGACAAGCUGCGUGUCACAUCUGUUGUGUUGUCCACCGCGGCCAAACAAAGCCUGGCCAGUCAAUUACAGGAACGCAAAUCUGUGACUCAGAGAGUGGAGCUAUGA
This is a messenger RNA of Ogataea philodendri, 3540 nucleotides long. RefSeq lists its product as uncharacterized. The transcript has a single exon. The coding region runs from base 1 to 3540 and encodes 1179 amino acids. NCBI's taxonomy places the organism in Eukaryota, Fungi, Ascomycota, Pichiomycetes, Pichiales, Pichiaceae. Gene Ontology annotation, molecular function: protein binding. The record is from RefSeq and is a predicted model, not a curated record.